Ceraceosorus bombacis is the source of this 1012-nucleotide messenger RNA. The record is from the annotation of a GenBank genome assembly. NCBI's taxonomy places the organism in Eukaryota, Fungi, Basidiomycota, Exobasidiomycetes, Ceraceosorales, Ceraceosoraceae.
AUGCGAUCUUCCAGCACAUCUCUCUCGCCCGUCGAGUCUAUGCGUCUUCGACUAGACACGCUGACCGCUUUGGUCCAAGGACCUUCGGCCCAGCAACGAGCGGGCCCAUCUCUCCACGCUGCAAGUCUCGCUCUUGCGAAUCAAGCCACCUCCAGCUCAGGUGAAGAUGCGGGUGCAGGUUCAAAGGUCAACGAAAGAUCGAUCACUUCUCGCCUUUCGCAAGCCCAGGAGGCGCUGAAUGAUUCUAUCGGUGCUCACAAAUCCCUAAUGGCUUUUGCUCAAACGUUUGAUCAAAACAGACCUUGGUUGAUACCCAUCAUCGCUUUGCAGAAACGAUCCGUCGGGUCCGGUAGCGAGAAUGGAAAACCAGAGGAAGAGGGAGAACAGAAUGAUGCUCGAGACUUGGGAAAGGGGGCAGAGGAGAGGGAUGAAUGGUUGAUGCUUGGUGGGCUCGAGGAGAGGGCUACGAUUGUGAUAGAAGCGGAGAGGGACAUCAAGCAGCUCGGUCGGGACAUGGAUGCCAUCAAGGAGCUUCAACGAUUUGCCGAAGGUGGCCGUCUGGGAGGUGAGUGGGUGUGAGUGUGUGUGUAUGUGUGCGUCUAGCAAGCAUGGAGCUGCCACCUCGCUGUCAACGCGCGCUCGACGUCGUGCUCGACGUGAGUGCGCUCACAACUUUCUCUCAUCGUUGCGCGUACUCAGAACUACAAGAUCUGCGUCCAUUGCUGGAUCAACUCAUUGCUCGCUUAUCUGACGCGUCGGAGAGCAGGCCAGAGUUGGACAGCCAAGUGCUCUCACUAGUAGAUCAAUACGGAGAAUGGGUGCGUCUCGAGGGGUGGCCUUGCGCCGAUCGAAGUGCGCAUACCUCACAUCUAACUCGCUCCGCUUCUCGCACAUCUCGACACGCGGCCAGGUCCGAAUGCUGUCCAGCUUGUUUGUCAGUUGGGACGAAGGACUUUCGGAGUUGGAGAGACGCGUCACCCAACUUGAACGACAGAAAGCUGCGGCUCGUUGA